Messenger RNA from Uloborus diversus, 3442 nucleotides. Its product is annotated as synaptotagmin-7-like. The transcript has 4 exons. Gene Ontology annotation, biological process: cellular response to calcium ion; regulation of calcium ion-dependent exocytosis; regulation of dopamine secretion. The record is from RefSeq and is a predicted model, not a curated record. The coding region runs from base 762 to 2282 and encodes 506 amino acids. NCBI's taxonomy places the organism in Eukaryota, Metazoa, Arthropoda, Arachnida, Araneae, Uloboridae. Gene Ontology annotation, molecular function: calcium ion binding; clathrin binding; phosphatidylserine binding.
CUUCGAUUCUUCCUUGUGGAGAAUUCCCAGAACUUCUAUGAUGCCAAACCAGUAAUGGUAACCUUCCUGAAAACAGCAAGUUUGUCCAGCUGUGUAGGGAAUGUCAACAUCUGUAUACGACAGUCCGCUACGUCACAGGUAUUCUGACCGGAGCAAGAAGAGAAAGAACGAGAUAAGAUAGAGAAAGAGAAUUGUGGCGGAUCAUGUGAGCAUUUCACCUGUUGCUAUGAAACCUACCUGUAGCAGAUCCACUUGCCAUCCUUCCCUUAGAACCGAGGUCCUCGUGCCACUUUCUAGUCCUUGAGAAGGAAAUAUUUAGAUCACUUUCUCUUUUUAGACGAUUGAUUUCAUGGAAGUAUUUCUCGUGAUGGUGGAUCGUGUUACAAGUGGCAGGUGUUUGCAAUGAUGUCAAGCGAAUUAAUGUGUUCGAGACAAUAUUAUUCUAUUCUUAUGGAAUAACUUUUUCAUACUUCUUUGUGAUCAGUAUUUUUGUUACGCCUUUUUGGAUUUAGUGUUUUUGAUUGCAAAGAAAAAGGAACAUGUUUUAUGCUGUACUCUAAUUGGUGCAGAUGUGGUUUUUGACAGGGUAAAGUUUUAUAAAUUUGUGCUCUAAAACGUGUGCAAUACAAUAAUCUAGUCAAACGAAAGACAUAAUAUUUUAUUUCUUGAAAAAAAAAUAUCAAACGGUAUAUUUAUUCGCAAAAUGAUAUUUUACGUUUUAAAUAUUAUCCCGCCUGGUUGAGUCAAUCAAAGCAUUUUCGAUGGUUUCGUUGUCGAGUUCAUCAGCUACAGGACAUAUAGCAAAUUCAUCAGCUUUCGCUUCGGCAUUUAGCAGCGUGCAUGCACUUGCAGCAUCAAGCGCAUUUGCAAGAAGCUUCGCAUCAGCAUCCGCAGCAGCGUCAACUCGUAACAGAGCAUCAGCAUCUUCUUCAGCUUUUGCGACCAAUGACGUAAAUGUUUUAUCAGUUCCUGAAACUCCUGAUACACCUUAUCUGGACAGCAAUGCGACGAUUGACGUGUCUCCGACAAGUGAUGUUCCCAGCAGCAACGACUUUCCAGUGUAUGUUAUUGCAAUUAUAUGUAUAGCACUACUUGUGAUGACAACAACAUUUUUGUAUUUCUUAUGCCGUUGUUUGGCAAGAAAAAAGAAGCGGGAAAACCAGUUGGCCACUAUCACUCCUAAGGUGGCUGACCCACGGAUGGUCGGAGUUAGGGCCAAUCAGCCCAUCCAGUUUGUAGUGCCAACUACAAUCAUUGUCAGUGAAAAUACUGAAGAUUCAGUUUCCGAAACAGACUAUUCUUCAGGUGGGGCAAAAAACUUACCAAUUAUUUUGGACAAACGACGCAAACGUCCAGUAACUGGAUUCCACAUAAAUCCUGAAGAUUUACAGCAUGGACUAUACGUAGGAGUUAAUGCAGCUUCGAAAGAAGGUGCAUUCUUAGGAGAUCUUGGGAAAGUUGGUUUCUCGUUAAGUUAUAAUUUGCUGAGGAAUCAAUUGACUCUGAAACUUAUUGGAGCUACUGACUUGCCUUGCCAUUUCUUGAAAACAACAGCAAAUCCAUGUGCUAAAAUAGUUUUGCUUCCAGAAAGAGCUAUAAAGUACAUGACAAAAGUUCAGCGAAAUACUAUGAACCCGAUAUUCAACGAGACUUUUACAUUCAGCAUACUACGAGAUGAACUGUAUGAAAAGAAGAUUAAGAUUUCAGUUUGGGAUUAUGACAGGUUUUCACGGAAAUGUCUUAUCGGACAAGUAGUGUAUCCACUUAAGGAUUCUGGACUAGCAAAUGUGUCAGCGCCUGAAGCAGUUAGUGGAGAAAUUUGGAUUGAUCUGAAACAAGAUUCCACUUCGCAGUCUACUUCUGGAAAUGGCGAAAUGCUUUUCUCCUUGUGCUAUAACCCGGACACUGCUAACUUGUCAUUGAAUGUUCUAAAAGUUCGCGGAUUGAGUAUGCAGCAGGGUAAAGAAUUGUCUGUUUACGCAAAAAUAACUCUCUACGUCCGGAGAAAAAUGGCUCGCACUCGGAAGACAGCGUCAAAGCGCAAAGCACCCGAGUUGGAAUUCAAUGAUACCUUCAACAUCCAUGUUCCACACAAUGCAUUAGGUGACGUUGACUUACUGGUGACUCUUUGUGAAAAGGCUCCAGGUUUAGGAAGCAAACGUGUUCUCGGAAGGACUCAAGUUGGUGGUAACUGUUUGUGCAACCAAGGACUGCAGCAUUGGCAAGACAUGUUAAUGAGUCCAAAAAGCACUUGUGCACAAUGGCAUCUCCUUUGUGGAUAAAAAGUUUCUUGGCACAAAAAAUGGAAACCGUUAUAGAAUAAAGUAUCAAGCUUGACAUUACACUCCAGGGUCGCCCGUAUGUACCACAACACGUGGUAUAACCGAUUGAAUUGAGGCCCUGAGGACAAGUCUGUUUUUUUUAUCCAGACCAGGAGCUAAGCAAUCCUUGAUCCAGCGUCCCAGGGAGUAUUGAUUUGGAAUGGGUACUUGAAGGAUUUUGUGACCACGAGAGUUCCUGCGAUCCAGUCACGUUAACCAUCCACUAUUAAGAAACUUCGAAGACAUUGGACCGGCUGGCAUUGGAUCCUAAAUCCUCCAGUUACGAAUCCAACGCCUUACUAAUGACGUCACCACAGCCUUCUAAAAUUCCAGACAACAAAUGAUUGUGAGUUCUAAUAUUGUUUUCACAAUAGCAUAUUCUUCGAUGUAUAAAGCUAUUCAAUCAGCGCAAGUGUGCAAGAAAAAAUUGAAAGCAAUGAUGACAUUUUCUUGUGCAAUCUGAGAUUUUACGGAAAAAUAAAAAAAUCGCCGAUUAGGAACCAAUUAUGUUGGGAAAGUAUUAAGCGAUAAGAAUACAAGAUUAUGUUUUCCCAAGUUUAUAAAGCAUCUUUAUUUCUAAAUAAAUGUGUUUCGAUAUAAGUGGGUAAAAUAAAAUAUUUUUCGAGGAAGACGCAAACGAUCAUCAUCAAAUACGCAACACCAAUCAGAAAUUUCAACGCAAUAAUUAGCAAAAGUACUUUAUAGCAUAACUUGUCACGAUUUGUUUAUCAAGUUUACGUAAAAUAUGUAGUAAAAUAUGUCAACAGUCGCAUCAAAUCUUGUCUCAUUAGAAACGGGGAUACGCUCAGAAAAGGGAAGAAAAAGAAAAAUGCUUUGCGCAAAAGAAAACAAAAUGUACCUUUUCAGUAAUUUCUAGUCAUGACAAUCUCUACACAUUGCUUUGCCAUUUCAUUCGGUAUGUGCAUCGUAUUACUAGAGUUAAGAUACUUUCUUUUUUUUUAAUGUACAUAUUUUUUAAACUAUAACAAUGAUUCAAAGUUAUUAUAUUCUUUAUUUAUAACUAUUGCAAGAAAGAUAAUAUUCUUUCAUCAUAAAUUAAUGUUGUUUUCAUGUAGUUUUAUGAUCAAAACAUGUUUUUUAAAUAAAAGUUGCAUAAUGUA